Messenger RNA from Heterocephalus glaber (naked mole-rat), 1225 nucleotides. RefSeq names its product neuroguidin (gene Ngdn). Lineage: Eukaryota; Metazoa; Chordata; Mammalia; Rodentia; Bathyergidae. Gene Ontology annotation, cellular component: small-subunit processome; nucleolus. The record is from RefSeq and is a predicted model, not a curated record. Gene Ontology annotation, biological process: maturation of SSU-rRNA from tricistronic rRNA transcript (SSU-rRNA, 5.8S rRNA, LSU-rRNA).
GGAAGUGACAGAGUCCCUAUUUCUAUUGGUUUAAAUUUGCAAGCGGCGCUUGUCUAUCAAGUUUAUGAAGUCGGCUUUAGCACUCCGGAAGUAUGGCACCGGAAGGGGCGGGACCCGUCAAGAUGGCUGCGCCGGAGGUACUGGAGUCAGAGGUAACAAAUGCCGUGACACUUUUGAAAAAUCUCCAGGAACAGGUGAUGGCUGUAACUGCACAAGUACAGGCACUGACAAAAAAAGUUCAAGCUGGGGCAUAUCCUACAGAGAAGGGUCUUAGCUUGUUGGAAGUGAAAGACCAGCUGCUGCUCAUGUACCUUAUGGAUUUGAGCCACCUCAUCCUGCACAAAGCCUCAGGAGGAUCUCUUCAGGGACACACAGCAGUUUUGAGACUAGUAGAGAUUCGCACGGUUUUGGAAAAGCUUCGUCCCUUGGACCAAAAACUGAAGUACCAAAUUGACAAACUGGUGAAGACUGCAGUGACAGGCAGCAUCAGUGAGAAUGACCCACUUCGUUUUAAACCUCAUCCCAGCAAUAUGAUGAGCAAGUUGAGCUCUGAGGAUGAAGAGAAAGAUGAAGCAGAGGAUGGCCAGUCUGAGGCUUCAGGGAAGAAAGCUACAAAAGGAGUAUCUAAGAAAUACGUUCCACCACGCUUGGUUCCAGUGCAUUAUGAUGAAACAGAAGCUGAGCGGGAGAAGAAGCAUCUGGAACGAGCCAAGAGGCGGGCGUUGAGCAGCUCUGUUAUUCGUGAACUUAAGGAGCAGUACUCGGAUGCACCAGAGGAGAUCCGUGAUGCUCGCCAUCCCCAUGUCACACGCCAGAGUCAAGAGGACCAACACAGGAUUAACUAUGAGGAGAGCAUGAUGGUGCGUUUAAGUGUCAGUAAGCGAGAGAAAGGACGGCGAAAACGGGCAAAUGUUAUGAGCUCACAGCUUCAUUCCCUCACACACUUCAGCGAUAUCAGUGCAUUGACAGGAGGAGUUGCUCAUCUUGAUGAGGAUCAGAAUCCUAUUAAGAAGCGGAAGAAGUUAUCUAAGAAAGGGCGGAAGAGAAAAGGUUUUCGGAGGCGACGAUGAUGAUGGGUGUACAUAUUUUAUGUAUUUUUUAUCAUCCUUGGGAUAUUUCUAAUUUCAUUGUAUGUUAGUUUUUUCCCUUGGAAUUCAUUAAUUGUUUGCUUUGGACAUAUGGAAAGAGCUUUACUAAUAAAACUGAUUUUGCUUACAAAUUAAAA